UGUUAUUUCAUUUCACGCGAUUGCAACGUGUUAAUAGAAGCAUGUUAUUUUAUAUAUAAAUAUUAUUGUUUUUGCGCUGAUUCAUAUUUCACAUAUUUUUAUGCGAAAUAUGUGCAUAUUUUACAUUAGUUUUAUUCAAGUGCAGUUCUAAUUUUAAUGUGCGUGAAUGCAAAUUUUUUAUUAUCUAUAAUAAUUGUUGUGUUGAAAUGCAGUGCGAGGCAGACAUAUACAAAUAAUAUAAACAUGUGCUUCGAAUGAAAUGUGAUAAGAUUUAUUGGUGCUACUGUCACAAAAUGGUUCUUAGUUAAAUUUCGGAUACCGUAAACAAUUCUGAGAUGCUUGUACCAUUGUUUCCUUUGCUGAUAUUACUCCUAGCCACCUGUUGUUCAUGUCAUGGGCGAAUAGAUGAAGAGCUGAGGCCUGUUCAGCCUCCUGAAAUACCCACAUCAACCACUGCUACAACUUCUACCACCACAAGCACAAUUGGUUUCUCAUCGAGAAGUUCGGCUCGUUCCCAGUCCGAAAUGGAUCUAGACUGUUUUCAUGUACCAGAGGAAGUGUGCAAAGAUGAGUUGCUGUGGAAGGACAAUGAUGACAACGCGCCUAAAAGCAAAUGCCGAAGGAUGGACAAUAUUCCGGAAGCUGUAGUAUGCUGCAAUGUUACUAGAUUUACAUUGUUGGAGAGUUUGUCAUUAGCGGGUCUAAAUGGUUCUAACAAGAUACGAGCGCUCCAUGUACGCAAUGCAACUAUGGAGUCAUUAGAUCUGUCUGAACCUAGAUAUAAACAAUUAACUUCAAUAUCCAUCACUGAUGGUAAUAUCACCAAAUUGGCAGGAGAAUUUACAAAAAUGACAUCUGUUACAUGUUUAAAUGUGUCCAAUAACAAUAUAAAUAGCAUAGAACCAAGAGCAUUGUCUAAUUUAUAUGAUCUAGUUAUGCUGGAUUUGUCUCAUAACAACCUAACAAGAAUGCCCAAUUUUAGGAAGCCGGAGAAAAAUUUUACAAUUGAUAUUAUGGGCAAUGACGGCAUGCUAUGUAAGAGUGUCACUGAAACUAUGAAUAAUACCGGUCCAGGGGGUGCGAUCAAUUUUAAUCAUGUCAAUGAAACAUUUUGCGCGUCAUCGUUGAAGUAUCAGUGGUUCAACAGUACUGAAAUGAUAACUCUUCGAAAUGUGUUGUUUGCGCAUCAGCUUGAAUCUGAAUGUAAGAACAUCCUAAAUCAAUCUAAAAACUAUGUUCCAUGUACAUGCCAACCAUCACGUAUGGACAUGGUACAAGGUCGACCAGCCACUCUUUCUGUAGGAGUUGACUGUUCAUAUAGAAAACUGACAUCGUUGCCCGAACAUUUACCUCCAAAUACUUAUAAACUAAACAUUACUGGUAAUAAUAUUACAAGUCUUUCUGCAUUGAAUGAUGAUCCUAUUUAUCAGUAUAUUCGCGAACUAAUCGCAAAAGAUAAUCAAAUAGAAUCUAUCUCUGAACUGGAAGGAACGAAAUUUAUGGAUAAUUUUGUGCUUCUGGAUUUAAGUAAUAAUGCAUUAAAAACUAUUCACGCUUAUAUUUUAUCAAAUUCCUUUGAUAGAAAUAAUGAUCGUAGGAAAGUUUUUCUGGGAGGUAAUCGCUUACAUUGUGAUUGUAAUACUGCAAAAGUUCUUAAGGUAUGGCUGUUAGGGAAAAGAAACUUCAUUCCUGAUUAUAAUGCAAUUGAAUGUGGAAAUUCUCCUUCUAAAGUUAUAGACUUGGCAGAGAGCAAAAUGUGUCAAUCACUUAGAGAUUGGACUGAUUAUAUAUACUACAUUAUAGCAGUUGAAGUUAUGUUACUUGUUUGUUUAAUCUUAAAAGUUACAUAUGACUAUUGGAUAUUCAAAACAGCUGGAUAUUUGCCUUGGCCAGCUAACAAAAUGCCCAAAUUGCCAUGUGAUUGGUUAUGUGAGACAUAAUUGAUUUAUAUGUAAGCUUUCUUUUGCCUUAUAUCAAUG
Molecule: messenger RNA, 1979 nt
Organism: Ctenocephalides felis (cat flea)
Lineage: Eukaryota; Metazoa; Arthropoda; Insecta; Siphonaptera; Pulicidae
Gene: hfw
Product: protein halfway
Exons: 9
Coding region: 336-1940 (534 amino acids)
Cellular component (GO): membrane
Molecular function (GO): protein binding
Source: RefSeq, a predicted model, not a curated record